Ostrinia nubilalis (European corn borer) is the source of this 1242-nucleotide messenger RNA. RefSeq lists its product as uncharacterized. The record is from RefSeq and is a predicted model, not a curated record. The transcript has 7 exons. The coding region runs from base 350 to 1207 and encodes 285 amino acids. NCBI's taxonomy places the organism in Eukaryota, Metazoa, Arthropoda, Insecta, Lepidoptera, Crambidae.
GGGUGCGAUAGUGUCUCCGACUUAUAUUCUGACAUCGGCGUCCUGUAUACGAGACGUGGGCUUCCUAUACGCCAUAGCGGGCUACAGGAAGUACGUCAGGUCAGAGAAUCUGAACCUAGACAGAUGCACUCGGGAAAGAAAGCAGAAAGUGAUCAGGACUUGUUAUCCUAAAAAGAACACUUUCACUCACCAAAUACUCACAGAAUGGUUGUACUUGGACAUUGGAUUCGCAAUAGUGGAAAAACCCUAUAACUUCACGGACUUGACGUACAGAUUCUAUUGCUCAUAUGUGCCAGCACCGAUCAAAAUUAACUUGGAUCCAAAAUACGUGGUCAAUGGAACUAACGCUAUGGUGUAUGGAUGGGGCCAUCAAAUACUUAACAGACAGCCUGGCAACACACAAGACUUUAACCAAGAAUACUUGCAUUCAGUCCGCACUAGGAUAGUACCGAAAACUGUGUGCAACAGCGCUUAUACGUCACCGAAUCUUACAAACAUAAUUAUGGAAAACAUGAUAUGCUGUCAAGGAGACGGUCUCUUGGAUGAAAAUGGCAAUCCAGACUAUAUCGAUCCUGUACUUGCCGACGGACGUUCCCGGAGGAAAAAUACAGAAAAUUUCACAGAUGAUUUUAUCAAAUCGGCAAACGACAAAAAUAUUUAUAAUGAAACAAAUAAAUUAUUCUACACUAGAAAACAAGGAAUAUGUCAGAACGAUCAUGGUGCUCCCUUGGUGACGUGGAUCGGAAAAGAAGAGUAUGUGCUGGGAGUGGCCUCCACGAGCUUAAUUAAAAAAAAUUCUCACUGCUCGCCCCCUUACUUGUACACUAGUACGCAAUGUACUAGUCGAUUCAUCAAGUGUGCGUUGCUUGGUUAUGGAGGUAAACCCGUGCGUAGAAUGUGCGACAACUUGGAAAAAGAAGAGGGUUAUGCAAUACAUGAAACUAAAAUAGACUGGGCCCAAAUGGAUGGAAAUGAAGAAAACAACACGAAUUUGCCUAGAAACAAGACCAGACUGGACGAUGAUGGCUUAGAAAUAUUUAAAUUUAACCCCGAUGACUGGGACAACGAAACUGACAUAAAUGACUUCUUCAAACAAGACGCGAGAACAGGAGAAGAUUCUAAAGAUGAAUUCAGUUCCAGCUCAAAACCAGGACUGGCUUAUAAAUUGAACUUCGAUUCGGUUACAGAUGACGUCAUUAUAAUUUAGAGAUUUGUGAAUAUAACUUGAAAUGAUAUCUAUUA